Hippocampus comes (tiger tail seahorse) is the source of this 2873-nucleotide messenger RNA. Its product is annotated as elongation factor 2-like. Gene Ontology annotation, molecular function: translation elongation factor activity; GTP binding; ribosome binding. Bases 129 to 2702 code for a protein of 857 amino acids. The record is from RefSeq and is a predicted model, not a curated record. Gene Ontology annotation, cellular component: ribonucleoprotein complex; cytosol. Lineage: Eukaryota; Metazoa; Chordata; Actinopteri; Syngnathiformes; Syngnathidae. Gene Ontology annotation, biological process: translational elongation. The transcript is spliced from 13 exons.
UACGCGGUAUAUAUACAGUUCGUCUGACGUCAGCGUUCUCUUCCCUGCCUAGGCCCUCGUGUGGUGGGCAGUGUAAUAUUUGCUGUCGGCGUUUUCUCCACCGAGCGAAUCCAAAACCAUCCGCCAAAAUGGUGAACUUUACAAUCGACCAGAUCCGUGCCAUCAUGGACAAGAAGGCCAACAUCCGUAACAUGUCCGUGAUCGCGCACGUCGAUCACGGCAAGUCCACCCUGACGGACUCCCUCGUGUCGAAGGCUGGUAUCAUCGCCUCGGCCCGUGCUGGGGAGACCCGUUUCACCGACACGCGGAAGGACGAACAGGAACGUUGCAUUACCAUCAAGUCCACCGCCAUCUCCAUGUUCUACGAGUUGAGUGAUAAUGACCUGGCCUUCAUCAAGCAGUCCAAGGAUGGUUCCGGCUUUUUGAUCAACCUCAUCGACUCUCCCGGACACGUCGACUUCUCCUCUGAAGUGACGGCUGCUCUGCGUGUCACUGAUGGGGCCCUGGUGGUCGUUGACUGCGUUUCUGGCGUGUGCGUCCAAACGGAAACGGUGCUCCGUCAGGCUAUCUGUGAGCGCAUCAAGCCUGUCCUGAUGAUGAACAAAAUGGACCGUGCCUUGUUGGAGCUGCAGCUCGACCCCGAUGACCUGUACAGCACUUUCCAGCGUAUCGUCGAGAACGUCAAUGUCAUCAUUUCCACUUAUGGUGAAGAGGAUGGACCCAUGGGUAAUAUCCAGGUUGAUCCAGUCAUCGGCACCGUUGGCUUUGGCUCUGGCCUCCACGGCUGGGCAUUCACUCUCAAGCAAUUUGCUGAGAUGUAUGCAGCCAAGUUUGCUGCCAAGGGCAAAACGGAGAUGACACCUGCUGAGCACUCCAAGAAGGUGGAAGACAUGAUGAAGAAGCUGUGGGGUGACAGGUAUUUUGACCCAGCAACUGGAAAAUUUUCCAAGUCACCAGCUACAGCGGACGGAAAGAGGAUCCCUCGCAGCUUCGUUCAUCUUAUCCUUGAUCCCAUCUUCAAGAUAUUUGAUGCCAUCAUGAACUUCAAGAAGGAGGAGACUAGCAAGCUGAUCCAGAAGCUGGAUAUCAAGUUGGACACUGAAGACAAGGAUAAAGAGGGCAAGCCCCUGCUGAAGGCCGUGAUGCGUCGUUGGCUGCCAGCUGGAGAGGCCCUCCUUCAGAUGAUCGCCAUCCACCUGCCAUCCCCCGUCACUGCCCAGAAGUACCGUUGCGAGCUGCUUUACGAAGGACCCGAUGAAGAUGAGGCUGCCAUGGGUAUCAAGAAUUGUGACUCAAAGGCUCCUCUGAUGAUGUACAUCUCUAAGAUGGUACCCACCAGCGACAAGGGACGCUUCUAUGCCUUUGGCCGUGUCUUCUCUGGAACCGUUUCUACCGGUCUUAAAGUACGUAUCAUGGGGCCCAACUACACACCUGGAAAGAAAGAGGAUCUCUACUUGAAACCGAUCCAGAGGACCAUUCUGAUGAUGGGUCGCUACACGGAGCCCAUUGAAGACGUGCCCUGUGGCAACAUUGUGGGUCUGGUCGGUGUGGAUCAGUUCCUGGUCAAGACUGGAACCAUCACCACCUUUGAGCAGGCACACAACAUGAAAGUGAUGAAGUUCAGCGUCAGCCCGGUGGUGAGAGUCGCCGUGGAAGCCAAAAAUCCGGCUGAUCUCCCCAAGCUGGUGGAGGGCUUAAAGCGUCUGUCCAAGUCUGAUCCCAUGGUGCAGUGCAUCAUUGAGGAGUCUGGAGAGCACAUUGUUGCGGGUGCCGGGGAGCUCCAUUUGGAGAUCUGCCUCAAAGAUCUUGAGGAGGACCAUGCUUGCAUCCCACUCAAGAAAUCUGAGCCCGUAGUGUCCUACAGGGAGACCGUCAGCGCAGAGUCCUCGGUCACAUGUCUGUCCAAGUCCCCAAACAAGCACAACCGUCUGUUCAUGAGGGCGCGGCCUUUAGAGGACGGUUUGGCCGAGGACAUUGAGAAGGGAGAAGUCACCGCUCGUCAGGAGAUGAAGGCCCGUGCUCGCUACCUUGCAGACAAGUACGAGUGGGAAGCCACAGAUUGCAAGAAGAUCUGGUGCUUUGGACCUGACGGAACUGGCCCUAACCUGCUGGUGGAUGUGACCAAGGGUGUGCAGUACCUCAAUGAGAUAAAGGACAGCGUUGUCGCGGGCUUUCAGUGGGCUGUCAAGGAGGGUGUCCUCUGUGAAGAGAACAUGCGUGCGGUUCGCUUUGAUAUCCAUGAUGUCACCCUGCAUACAGAUGCUAUCCACCGCGGUGGUGGCCAGAUUAUGCCCACCACUCGCAGAGUUCUGUACGCCUGCGAGCUCACAGCUGAGCCUAGACUGAUGGAGCCUGUCUAUUUGGUGGAAAUCCAGUGUCCCGAGGUUGCGAUGGGUGGAAUCUAUGGGGUGUUGACCAAGAGGCGUGGUCACGUGUUCGAGGAGGCCAGAGUUCUGGGUACACCCAUGUUUGUCAUCAAGGCCUACCUGCCUGUCAUGGAGUCCUUUGGUUUUACAGCUGACCUUCGUUCCAAUACCGGUGGUCAGGCCUUCCCCCAGUGCGUCUUUGACCAUUGGCAGAUCCUCCCUGGAAACCCAUUGGAACCUGCUUCCAAGCCUGGUGUUGUGGUCACUGAAACGCGUAAACGCAAGGGUCUCAAAGAAGGUGUCCCAGCCUUGGACAACUACCUGGACAAAUUGUAAAAGCCUGGACCACUAUUUGCUUAUUGCCUCAUUCCUCCCCACACUUGUAAUCUGCACUGUGGGACCGGACUGUACAGAACACAGUGAGCACCAAGGUUUGCCAAAAGGAUUGACAAUAUAAAUGAUAAACCUAACAAAAAAUUGUAAACGAAUAAAAGGAAAUAAAACCCA